AUGAGUAUAAUAAGUGACGAGAGUGAAAUGGACUUAGAGAAGUGUGUGCAGACAUUUGAAGAGGAGGAAAUAGAAUUGCCAGAGGACAGUUCUGGUGGAAAGUUGACAUACUUCCUUGCCCCAUAUUUCUUCGAAAAAAAAUGGAUAUCCGACAUCAUAUUUCCUCUUUUCGGUGCACUUUUGGUAUUAUUGAUACGGUUGGCGUACUUUAGUCUGCGCGACUAUUUUGAUACUCAACUUGAAAUGAAACCUUCUGACAUAUUUUCUCCUUUAUGGAUGAUCAUUCAUUAUCUCCUAUGCUUUACUACGUGUUUUGUGAACUUCAUCUAUCAUAGGAAAAACUUUAAUAUUGAGACAAAAGCGCUCCAAAAGUUAUUGAAGGAAGUGGCUGAAAUGGACCUGACCGGGGAUCCAGCAGCUUGGCAGAGAAUUGCAUCUAGAGUUAAUCACUUUUCUGAAGAGGGGGGACAUCAUUAUCCUCUUUUUUACAGUGGGGAGCAUUGUAUGCGAUUUUUUGUGAGAGAAAUCGUAAAACCAAUAGAGCGUCAGACGUACGACAUCAGGUGUUAUCAAGAAGGAAGUACGGUAGUAAAUUUUUGGAAAAAUCCACCAAAUAAAGCGCUUACUGAGAGAGCACUUGCGAAUUAUAACAAGUGCGUUGAAAGUUUUGGUAAAUUAUCACAUACGGCAGAAAAAGAUGAAUUUAGAGAUGGUAUUUUCGAGAAGUUUCAUAGUAUCUUCAACACCUCAUUGUUUUACUUGGUGAUAAUAGAAUAUGUGUCCUUUGUGAUUAUGGCACUGGCCCUCAUUGUCCUGCUGAUUUCUCGUGCUAUUUUUGAUUUAUUCGCUACCCCUCAUUAG
This is a messenger RNA of Zygosaccharomyces rouxii, 861 nucleotides long. RefSeq lists its product as uncharacterized. Lineage: Eukaryota; Fungi; Ascomycota; Saccharomycetes; Saccharomycetales; Saccharomycetaceae. The record is from RefSeq and is a predicted model, not a curated record. The transcript has a single exon. The coding region runs from base 1 to 861 and encodes 286 amino acids.